AUGACUUUGACAGCAUCAUGCACUAUGCUAGGAACACGUUCUCCAGGUGAUAAUUCAAGAGGAGUUUUCCUCGACACCAUCCUUCCCCGCCGCGACGACAACGGCGUCCGGCCGACCAUCGGUCAGCGCGUGCGCCUGAGCCAGGGGGACAUCGCUCAGGCAAGGAAGUUGUACAAAUGCCCAGCUUGUGGAGAGACCUUGCAAGAUUCAACAGGUAAUUUCUCAGCCCCUGGCUUUCCAAAUGGCUACCCCUCCUAUUCCCACUGUGUCUGGAGGAUCUCAGUGACCCCAGGGGAGAAGAUUAUGUUAAAUUUCACAUCCAUGGACUUAUUUAAAAGUCGCCUUUGCUGGUAUGAUUAUGUGGAGGUGCGUGAUGGCUACUGGAGGAAGGCUCCGUUAUUGGGUAGAUUUUGUGGUGAUAAGAUUCCUGAACCAGUAAUCUCCACGGACAGCAGGCUGUGGAUCGAGUUCCGGAGCAGCAGUAACAUCCUGGGCAAAGGCUUCUUUGUGCUCUAUGAAGCUAUUUGUGGUGGAGAAAUACACAAAGAUGCUGGCCAGAUCCAAUCUCCCAAUUACCCAGAUGACUACAGACCUUCCAAAGAGUGUAUCUGGAAGAUCACAGUUUCUGAGGGUUUUCACAUAGGAAUCACCUUCCAAGCCUUUGAGAUCGAAUGGCACGAUGCGUGCUCCUACGACUACCUGGAGAUCCGAGACGGCCUCACGGAGCAGAGCCCGCUCAUCGGCCGCUUCUGUGGCUAUGAGAAGCCAGCAGACAUCAAAUCCAGCUCAAACAAAGUAUGGAUGAAGUUUGCAUCUGAUGCAACCAUUAAUAAAGCAGGCUUUGCAGCAAAUUUCUUUAAAGAGAUGGAUGAAUGUUCUCUGCCAGACAAUGGUGGGUGUGAGCAGCACUGUGAGAACACACUGGGCAGUUACAAAUGCACCUGUGAGCCUGGCUAUGAGUUGACAGCUGAUAAAAAGAGCUGUGAAGCUGCCUGUGGGGGCUUCAUCACCAAGCUCAAUGGGACCAUUACUAGCCCUGGAUGGCCCAAGGAAUAUCCUACUAACAAAAACUGCGUCUGGCAGGUGGUAGCUCCAGCCCAGUACCGGAUCUCUCUGCAGUUCGAAGUGUUUGAGCUGGAAGGCAAUGAUGUCUGUAAAUAUGACUAUGUUGAGGUUCGUAGUGAGCUGGCUUCUGAUUCCAAGCUACAUGGCAAAUUCUGUGGCUCAGAGAAGCCUGAAGUAAUCACAUCAUAUGGCAACAACAUGAGACUGGAGUUCAAAUCUGACAACACGGUCUCCAAGAAAGGCUUUAAAGUUCACUACUUCUCUGACAAGGAUGAAUGCUCCAAAGACAAUGGUGGUUGCCAGCACGAAUGUAUCAACACCUUUGGGAGCUAUAUGUGCCAGUGCAGAAAUGGCUUUGUGCUGCAUGAAAACGGCCAUGACUGUAAAGAAGCUGGUUGUGAGCACAAGCUGAGUGGUGCAGAGGGAAUGAUGAGCAGUCCCAACUGGCCUGACAAGUAUCCCAGCCGGAAAGAGUGCACCUGGGACAUCUCUGCAACACCUGGCCACCGAGUGAAAGUAACCUUCAAUGAGUUUGAGAUGGAGCAGCACCAGGAAUGUGCCUAUGACCACUUAGAAAUGUACGAUGGGCCCAACAGCAAGUCACCUAUUCUUGGCCGCUUCUGUGGCAGCAAGAAACCAGACCCUGUAGUGGCUUCUACCAACAAGAUGUUCCUCAGGUUUUACUCCGAUGCUUCUGUGCAAAGGAGAGGUUUCCAGGCAAAGCACAGCACAGAGUGUGGUGGGCUCUUAAAGGCUGAAGUACAAGCUAAGGAUCUGUAUUCCCAUGCUCAGUAUGGGGACAACAACUACCCAGGUCAAGUCAACUGUGAAUGGGUGAUUGUAGCUGAAGAUGGUUAUGGAGUGGAGCUAAUAUUCCAUAUAUUUGAGAUAGAGGAGGAGGCUGACUGUGGGUAUGACUACAUGGAGAUUUACGAUGGUUACGACAGCACUGCACCCCGUCUGGGACGCUUCUGUGGCUCGGGGCCUCUGGAAGAAAUCUACUCUGCAGGGGAUUCCAUUAUGAUUCGAUUCCAUACAGAUGACACCAUCAACAAGAAAGGAUUUCAUGCCCAAUACAUAAGUACCAAAUUUCAGGAUGCGUUGCACAUGAGAAAAUAGUUUGACUGCUGCUCAGAGAUAUUCCCCAUGUGAAGACUGAGACAUUUAACUGUGAUCUUUGUCUUUUUUUUUUAAAGCUUCUGUGCACUUGGCCAAAAGCAGUGUAUAUUAUUUUCUGUAACUAAAACUAAAUCCAGUCUCAAAGGUUUGCCUCUGCAAUUAUUAGCAUGACCCUUUCUUGUUAACCUACCCAGGACCAAAAAAUUGUCUUUUAAUCAUACCUGCCAGGGCAUAAACAUUGUAUUUUGCACAACUUGCCAUGGGGCUGAAUGAAGACUGAACUUGAAUUGAGAAUAGCCUUCAUCUCUUGCAUAUCUUGUUUCUAGGUGACAUUUCCCAAACAUCCACAUGAGCUGUCUGAACGUAUUUUCUGGAGCAAGUGUUUUGGACAGACAUCCAGUAGGAUUUUUUGAAAGGACUUUGUGGGCCACCCACUCUCCCCUGCCUGCCCCAACU
Messenger RNA from Haemorhous mexicanus (house finch), 2640 nucleotides. Its product is annotated as tolloid-like protein 2. NCBI's taxonomy places the organism in Eukaryota, Metazoa, Chordata, Aves, Passeriformes, Fringillidae. The record is from RefSeq and is a predicted model, not a curated record. Gene Ontology annotation, biological process: proteolysis. Bases 1 to 2184 code for a protein of 727 amino acids. Gene Ontology annotation, molecular function: calcium ion binding; metalloendopeptidase activity. The transcript has 15 exons.